AUGAACCGAAGCGCGGACUUUCAGACCGAAGAAAUAGCAUCAGAAUGCGAAUUUGUUACUUUUUUGGGCGGGACACUAAAUGAAAGUACCACAGAGGCAUAUACGGUAAUCGUGUAUCUUAUAAUCAUAAACCUAAUUUGUUUGCCCAUAACAAGCAUCUCAAACGCACUGGUCAUAUUCGCCGUGAAAACCAAACUACGCCUGAAAACCAUGAGCAACAUUGCCCUCGCUUGCUUGGCGACAACCGACUGUGUGAUGGGGGUGAUUGGACAGCCCUUUUUCACCGUAGGACUGGCAGUAUUGCUACAGGGAGAAGGAUCAAGUGCGUACUGCCCGCUUUUAGCAACGUCAACAAACGUUGUUAGAGUGUUAGGCAUGGCUUCAAUUCUUCACUUAACACUUAUGAACAUGGAAAGAGACAUUGCUAUAAUGCACUCGCUAAAGUACACAACAUUAGUCACCAUAAGACGUUUACUCUGUUGCUCCGUUUUCGUGUGGUUUGUUUCUUUCAUUGUCCCAUUACUUCUCCUUUUUCUAGGAAGGGAUAUUUACUUAAAAAUUACCAAUUUGAUAUCAGGCUCAUGUAUGGGCAUCAUACUCUUCUGUCAAAUUGUGAUUUUCCAGGAAACUAAAUGACAUAGAAAAUAUAUAGCCGCCCACCAGGUUUCAACAGAAAACAGGCAAAAAUUCCUUAAAGACAAGAAAGCUUUGCAGCACAUAACAACUAUACUCUUUUUCUUAGUAUUGACAUAUACACCUGCGUUUUUUGUUCGAAUGCUCAUAACAAAUUCUAUCAUCCAGUCAUUAAAUGUAGCAUAUAGUAGUCUGAUGUUGGCAGUUUUUGCAGUCAUUCUUAACUCGCUCAUAAACCCAGUUAUUUACUGCAUCAGAAUAAGAGAGUUUCGCGUGGCUUUUAUUGAAAUACUCUGCAGAAAAACAACUGUACAAACUGAGAACACUAAAAAACGAACAUUUGGAACAAAGAACAAUGGAGUAACGCAUGAACCAGGGAUUAAUGGAGAAGUAGGAAUGAGGAAAAUAAAACAACAACAACAACGUGGUGGCUGUGAACAGAUUAACAGUGAGAGCAAUAACAGUAAUAACAUCGGUGACAACGAUACUAACAAGGAAAUAGCUAUGGAGACGAUGAUACAAGAACAGCAACAACAUGGUCGCUGUGAACAGAUUAACGGUGAGAGCAAUAACGAUAACAACAUAGGUGACAACGAUACUAACAAGGAAAUAGCAAUGAAGACGAAGAUACAAGAACAGCAACAACAU
Messenger RNA from Porites lobata, 1281 nucleotides. NCBI's taxonomy places the organism in Eukaryota, Metazoa, Cnidaria, Anthozoa, Scleractinia, Poritidae. The record is from the annotation of a GenBank genome assembly.